This is a messenger RNA of Drosophila arizonae, 2224 nucleotides long. It is a transcript of the gene waw, whose product is annotated as Translation factor waclaw. The record is from RefSeq and is a predicted model, not a curated record. Gene Ontology annotation, molecular function: mitochondrial ribosome binding; GTP binding; GTPase activity. Gene Ontology annotation, cellular component: mitochondrion. Gene Ontology annotation, biological process: positive regulation of translation. Lineage: Eukaryota; Metazoa; Arthropoda; Insecta; Diptera; Drosophilidae.
UAAGUUGGCAGCCCCUGCUUUUAACUCACAUGUUGUGCGGUAACAUCCACAGAAUGUGCCGGCAUAUUUCUCAUUGAAAGGAACACAAAAUAAAAUGUGCUGUAAAUAGGAAAACACAUAACAAAAUGUACAAGACAAUAUGCCGCACAUUGAUGCGAACAACUGGCCCAGGCAUAUGGAAGCGCCGCACACUAUUCACGACCUUCGUUCGCUUGGAGAACAAAGCCGAUGCAAAGGCGAAGGGCACGGCGGGCACAGAAGCAGGGGCAGCAUCCAAUUUAUCGCAGGAGGCACUGCUCCAGGAGUUCAGUCGAAUGCCUGUCAAGCGUAUACGAAACUUUAGCAUCAUUGCGCACGUGGACCAUGGCAAGAGCACUCUAGCAGAUCGUGUGCUGGAGCUAACGGGUGCCAUUGCACGCAAUGCUGGACAAAAUCAGGUGCUUGACAGUCUGCAGGUGGAACGAGAACGCGGCAUCACAGUCAAAGCACAAACAGCUUCCAUAUUCUAUCAGUAUAAGAAGGAGUUAUAUUUGCUAAACCUAAUCGAUACACCUGGCCAUGUGGACUUCUCCAAUGAGGUCUCUCGCUCGUUGGCCGCAUGCGAUGGUGUUAUUCUCCUCGUAGAUGCCUGCCACGGCGUGCAAGCGCAGACUGUGGCCAACUUCCAUCUGGCCAAGCAGCGACAGCUGGCCGUUGUGCCGGUGCUGAAUAAGAUAGAUAUCAAGCAUGCUCAGCCCGACCAGGUGGCCAAGGAUAUGCAAUUAUUAUUUGGAAUUGAUCCAGACAGCGUCUUGCGUGUUUCAGCUAAACUAGGCACAGGAGUUGCUCAAGUGCUGGAGCGUGUCAUUGAGACAAUCCCCCCGCCGAAUGUUGAGCGAGAGAGCGCAUUUCGUGCGUUAAUCUUCGACAGCUGGUUCGACAAAUAUCGCGGGGCACUGAAUCUCAUUUAUGUGCUAAACGGUCAGCUAAAUGUGGGCCAGGAAAUACAGUCGCUGGCCACCAAAAAAAUGUAUCCCGUGAAAAGUUUGUCCGUACUACGUCCAGCUGAGUCCGCCGUUGAGAGUUUGUUGGCCGGCCAGGUGGGCCUCGUUGGUUGCAAUAUGCGCAACAGCAAGGAGUCCAUCAUUGGAGACACAAUACAUCUAAAACAUCAGACAGCUGAGGCUGCUGGCAGCUAUCGACCACAGCAACCCAUCGUAUUUGCGGGCGUCUUCCCUGUGGAUCAGUCCAAGCACGUCGCCUUACGCAGCGCCAUCGAUAAAAUGGUACUUAACGAUUCGGCGGUCACGGUCAGUGUGGACUCUAGUCCAGCACUAGGCCAGGGCUGGCGUCUUGGCUUUCUCGGUCUGCUGCACAUGGAGGUCUUCUGUCAGCGGCUGGAGCAGGAGCAUGGCGCUGAGCCCAUUAUAACCGCCCCCUCCGUAACGUAUCGCAUCGUUCUACGCAAUCCGAAGUUGAUUAAGCAGCAUGGCAGGAACACACUGGAAAUAUCGAAUGCAGCAUUGCUGCCCGAACCGACCAGCAUUGAGGAGUACUACGAGCCACUUGUCCUGGGCACCAUUAUAACGCCCACUGAAUAUGUGGGUCAGGUAAUUGGAUUGUGUGUGGAGCGACGCGGCCUGCAGCAGAGCUCUGUAAAUAUCGAUGAAUCGCGCAUAUUGAUGAAGUAUGUUCUGCCGUUAAGCGAAAUCAUAUUGGACUUCCAUGAUCGCCUGAAAUCCCUUAGCUCUGGCUAUGCCAGCUUCAGCUACGAGGAUCAUGGCUAUCAUCCCACUCAACUGGUGCGUCUUGAUAUACAUUUAAAUGGGCGGCCAAUCGAGGAAUUGUGUCGCAUUGUGCAUGUCAGCAAGGCCACAGGUGUGGCUCGUCAAAUGGUGCACAAGCUUAAGGAUCUCAUACCCAAGCAGAUGGUACAGAUUGCCAUACAAGCGUGCGUGGGCAGCAAAGUGCUUGCGCGUGAGACAAUUAAAGCCUAUCGGAAGGAUGUAACGGCAAAGCUGUAUGGCGGCGAUGUAACACGGCGGAUGAAGCUGCUGAAACAACAGGCCGAGGGCAAAAAGAAGAUGCGCAUGUUUGCCAAUAUUCGCGUUCCUCACGAAACAUUUAUCGAUGUGCUCAAACGCUAAACGCAUGCCAAUUGCAGUUCGGGCGCAGCAAUACCAAAAAAUAAAUAAAUAGUCCAUGCAAUUAAGAAGGACGCGACGCGGCGCGUUUAAUUUCACAU